Eucalyptus grandis is the source of this 1226-nucleotide messenger RNA. Its product is annotated as chloroplast processing peptidase. The record is from RefSeq and is a predicted model, not a curated record. Gene Ontology annotation, biological process: thylakoid membrane organization. Gene Ontology annotation, cellular component: chloroplast thylakoid membrane. Gene Ontology annotation, molecular function: serine-type endopeptidase activity. NCBI's taxonomy places the organism in Eukaryota, Viridiplantae, Streptophyta, Magnoliopsida, Myrtales, Myrtaceae.
CUCUCCUUUUAUCUUGUUGAAAGCGAGCAGUUCUCACUUCUUGCCCGCAGCUCUGCUAGAGAGAGAGAGACAGAAAUGGUGGCGUGCCUGCACUUUCUCUCUCCUCCAUCCCUCCAAAACCCUAAUUUCUCUUCGCCGAUUCCCUCCGCCCGCGUCGAGACCGCCGCCACCCUCGCUCCUCUCCGCCUCUCCAAUCCAGUCGUCCCUCCAAUUUCGAGGCCCGCGCGCUUCGCCUCCUCCUUCGUUCCCUCCGGCGCCGGAGCCGGAGCCGGAGCUCGCGGCCGCCGCCGCCGCCCCAAUUGCGAGGCGGUAAAGGGCUCCGACGAGGAGACCGAGCCGGCGGCGCUCGACGCUUCCGGCGGGGACGGCGGGGGCGGGGAGGGGGAGGGGGCGGCGGCGGGGAUGCGGGGAGUGGAGGAGCAGGAGGGCGGGAUCCUGCCGGAAUGGCUGAACCUGACCUCCGACGACGCGAAGACGGUCUUCGCGGCGCUCGCGAUCUCGCUGGCGUUCAGGUCGUUCGUGGCGGAGCCUAGGUACAUCCCCUCGCUGUCCAUGUAUCCUACUUUCGAUGUUGGUGAUCGGAUUGUUGCGGAGAAGGUUUCAUACUUGUUUAGAAAGCCAUGUGCCAAUGACAUAGUGAUUUUCAAAAGUCCACCGGUGCUUCAGGAAGUAGGAUAUACUGAUGAUGAUGUUUUCAUCAAAAGAGUGGUUGCAAAGGCAGGUGAUGUCGUUGAGGUUCGAGCAGGAAAACUUUUUGUUAAUGGAGUUGAGAGAAACGAGGGUUUCAUUCUUGAACCACCUUCGUACAACAUGACACCUAUGCGUGUACCAGAGAACUCAGUGUUCGUAAUGGGAGAUAAUCGGAACAACAGUUAUGACUCGCAUGUAUGGGGGCCGCUUCCAGCAAAGAAUAUAAUAGGAAGAUCAGUAUUGCGCUACUGGCCACCCAAUAGAAUUGGCGCAACAGUUCUUGAAACAGGCUGUGCUGUUGACAAGCAAGAGACCAUUUCACCAUCUGAACAGAAGAUUCAGCCUGAGGCUUCCGCUCAAUGAGGGAAGAGUGGCAUUUUUUUCAGUAUAUGAUUCUUUAGGGGGAAGUAACUUUCAUUUCUUUCCUUGUCCAUGCCUCUUGUAUUUAAUCAUUGGUAGGGUUUAAACUGAUAAAAAUUGAUGUAACAAUGAGAAAUGGAAGCAGAUCAGCAGUGCUUCUGCUGCUUGGGCAGUCA